Spinacia oleracea (spinach) is the source of this 2697-nucleotide messenger RNA. RefSeq lists its product as uncharacterized. Gene Ontology annotation, molecular function: protein binding. The transcript has 9 exons. The record is from RefSeq and is a predicted model, not a curated record. Lineage: Eukaryota; Viridiplantae; Streptophyta; Magnoliopsida; Caryophyllales; Amaranthaceae. Bases 149 to 2416 code for a protein of 755 amino acids.
AGAAAAAAAAAGAGAAGGGGGAGGAGAGAGAAAGAAGGGGCACAGAGAGGGGUCACACACCCACAACCAACAACAACACAACACCAGAAGAAAACCCCCCUUCUUUCUCCCCCCCAAAAUAAAUUAAAAAAAAGGAAAAAUAAAAAAAAUGGGUAAGGUAGUAGUGGAGAAGAAGAAGAAGAAAGGUCGUCCUUCUCUCCUAGAUCUUCAAAAGCGUUCUUUAAAAGAACAACAAGAACAACAACAACAUCAACAAUCUCAGCAGAAAAAACAGCAAUUUCAGAAUAAUGUUAAGAAAAUUCCCAAUUCCAAAAUUCCAAACCCUAGCCCUAAUUCCUCCGCCGGAAUUCGCCGAUCCACUCGCCGGAACCCUAACCCUAAUUCCGACAUCGACGAGGAGCUUCCUUCUGGUGUUGGUAAGAAGAAGCAGCAGCUCAAGGCUGUAAAGUUGAAAUUGCCGAAUGGAGGGGGUGAAGAUGAUGAGGAGGUGAACUCUGAUGAGGGUAGAGAAAAUAAUUCGAGGUCGGAAUCUGGCCCUGAGGGUGAUGCUUCACCUGGUUUGAAUCUCAGGAAGCGCAAAAUUGAUUCGAUUUCUCAUGGAUCUGGUGUUGAGGAGACUGAUAAGAGUGAAAAGCAGGGUAGUGCUGUUGCAACAACAAAGCAGGCGAGCACUCAACAAGAGUGUACACUGGAUGAUGGAUCUAUGACCCCUUUGCCCGAUAAAAGUUUGUUGCUUUUUAUUCUUGAUAGACUCCAAAAGAAGGAUACUUAUGGGGUUUUUGCAGAUCCAGUGGACCCAGAAGAGCUUCCAGACUACCACGAAGUCAUAUCGGACCCAAUGGAUUUUAGUACAGUAAGGAAGAAGCUUGCCAAUGGUGCUUAUGCUACCCUGGAACAAUUUGAGAAUGAUAUUUUCUUGAUUUGUUCCAAUGCAAUGCAAUAUAAUGCUGCAGAUACCAUCUACUUUAGACAGGCACGGUCUAUACAAGAGUUGGCUAUAAGAAAUUUUGAUAAUUUAAGGGCAGAUAGUGAUGAUAAUGAACCCGAACCGGAACCCAAGGUUGUAAGAAGGGGAAGACCGCCGACGAAGAAUCUGAAGACACCACCAGGUAGACCUCCACUAGAGAGGGCUAACUCUGACUUUCCCGAGGCAACUCUUGCUACUGCUGGCGGAACUACUAACCGGUCCAACAAUGAGGUGAGGAAGGCAUCUCAUUCGGAGAAGUUUGGAUCAACUGAUUCAUUUUCACGGUCCUUGUAUGGCUCUCGUGUUGGUGAGACUUAUAUUGGUUGGUCAGCUGAAAGAUAUGAGAGAGCUGAUGACAUGUCAGGCUCUGCUUCCAAGGGGAUUUUAAUGAAGCAUGGAAAGAAACAUAUCGUGCUUGACGAAACUAGACGAAAUACAUACAAUUCCUACUCAUCAGCUUGCGGACAGGAACCUUCAGUAUUGACGGCCUUCGACAGAGAAAGAAAGCAGCUAAUUGCUGUUGGUCUUCAUACAGAGUAUGGUUAUGCAAGGAGCUUGGCACGAUUUGCUGCAAAAGUUGGACCUGUUGCUUGGAAAGUCGCGUCUAAGAAGAUUGAGAGAUGCUUACCGACUGCUGUCAAGUUUGGCCCAGGAUGGGUAGGGGAAAAUGAAGCUCCUGCAGAAAGGUUGAUGCAGCAACAGUCACCUGCUUCUGUUGGUCAGAAAACACCGCCACCGUCCUCAUUGCCUGCACCUACAGAUACAUCGUCUGCUCAUACUCAAGGUAUAGCAGAUUCAAGUGGUGAUGGGUCAGUGUUAAAGACAGAAGGGGAGCAAUUGUCUGAGUCACAAAAACCGUGUAAUACAUCGAAUGUAAAUGAGGAAUCAGGCAAACCCCUUUGUCCUCCAGUUGCUGGUAAUGAUGCCACUCCACUUUCUUCUUCCAACGUACCCAGCACUGGUGCUGGGCCCAACUUGAUUGCACCUGAAGCUAGUGCGAGUCCGCCGUCGAGUACUGUGGUCAACAUAUUAAAUAAUGGCAGUGGUUCCAUGAGACCCGAAAACCCAUGUCCGAUUAAUCAAACUUGGAGUGUGCAUUCCCGUGUUAAUGGGCAUAAUAACGGUAGCUACGGGCUUAAUUUUGCGGCCCAGAUGGGGAAAAUGAUUGGGGCAGGAAGACCUACAAUGUUCAAUCUUCAGUCCAAUCCAUCAAUUGUGACAGUCUCCAGAACCGAGACACAGCCGGCCACCGACAGUAAUGGUUUAGGAGAAGCAAAGUUGGAAAAUUCUUGUACAAUAAAACCUAUUGAUGGUUUGCAGAAAACGGGGACCAAUCAAAAGGUUGGGUCCACACCGCUUGAUCUAAAUGUUGGAUUCCAGUCACCGGGAUCUCCAGUUUGUGGUGGAAAGGCUGAUUCAGUGCAGACAGAUUUGGCAUUGCAGCUCUAGUGUUGAGGUUUUAAUUACUUUUUAACGCCGGUGAACGGGGUUUCAGAUUCUUGCUCCUCGUUAUGGGGCGAUUGAGUGAAGCCGUAUCUAACUGUAUUAUUAAAUCGAGUAGUAGUUGUUCGUUCGUGUACAGAUUUGUGUAUGGGAAAUUCUUAGGUUAGCAAGUGAAAAGGUGUCUCAUUCUCAUGUAACAUUAAUUGGAAGCUGUGGUGUAGUUUAGAAUUUGUUUAUGUCAAGAUAGUAUAAAUGUUAUACAUAAAAAAAAAAAAACAAUUAUCCUC